UGAAUUUCAAAUAAUUCAACGGAUUUUGAUUUUGAAACGAUCUCUGUUCUGUAGUCUGCUCUUUUCAAUUUUUAUUUAUCUUAUAGAAAGACGAAUAUAAGUAACCUUCCUCAUGUUAUUGCUGCCAGAUCGACAGUGAAUUUAAUAUUGUUUGGCAGUGCACAACAGUCUCCUUUAGUAAUGGCUCAAUUCAAUUACCUAAACGAGAUAAACAGUUUGGCAACAAUGGAUGGGCCGCUAACAAGAGGUCCUUUGCAAAGAUGGGAAAAGAAAAACAACAACGAGAACCGCAAUCCAUCACUGAGCACGUCUUUCAAGAACGUCUCGAAUACCAACAUUAGUUCUUGUAAUCAGUCAAUGCAAAAACUAUCAAUAUCGGGAAACAACAGCGUGCUGUCUACACACAAAACACCACCGCGAAAUGAUAACAAAAGGGGGAAAAAAACUCCAUCCAAAAAUAAAUCACCUGGCCGAUUGGCUACUCCCACUCCAAACAAAACAUCAAAAACACCAAACAAAGCUGACAGAUUCAUUCCCUCCAGGAGUAAUUCUAAUUAUGACUUGUGCCAUUAUAUGAUGAGCCGUGAAGAAGAUAAAGGUGAAGAUGUGGUAGCCCAAACAGCAGCUGGAGAGGCGAUAGGCCGUGCUCUCACAGACACAGAACCAGGCCGGCUGCUGCAGUACACCUGUAAGGCCCCUGCUGCACCCGAGGGCUACCAAAACAGACUGAGGGUUGUGUAUUCACAGGCAAAAGUUCCAUCAUCAGUUAAGAACACCACAAGGUACAUACCACAAGCUCCUGACAGGAUUUUGGACGCCCCUGAUAUCCUGGACGAUUAUUAUUUAAAUUUAGUUGACUGGAGCGCAUCAAACAUCCUGGCAGUAGCGUUGGGCAACUCCGUAUAUCUGUGGAACGCUGGCACGGGGCAGAUCGACCAGUUGUUGACGCUGGAGGGUUCGGAGACUGUGUGUUCAGUGAAUUGGGUGCAGGGGGGCGGCUCACACUUGGCUGUCGGCACCUCUAACGCUACCGUUGAGCUGUGGGACUGUGGCAAAAUUAAACGAUUGAGGGUGAUGGACGGGCACACGGGGCGCGUGGGGUCGCUGGCCUGGAACAUGUACAUAGUGUCCAGCGGCGCGCGCGACGGCAACAUCGUGCACCACGACGUGCGCCAGAGAGACCACGCCGUCGCUACCAUCCACGCUCACACGCAGGAGAUCUGCGGUCUGAAGUGGUCGCCGGACGGGCGCCACCUGGCGUCCGGCGGGAACGACAACCUGCUCAACAUCUGGCCCGUCGCCCAGGGGCAGCACCACACGCAACCGCAGUACCUCUACUCCUUCAACCAGCACCUGGCGGCCGUGAAGGGUCUGGCAUGGUGUCCGUGGAGCUCAGGCGUUCUGGCGUCCGGCGGCGGCACGGCCGACCGCACCAUCCGCAUCUGGAACGUCAACACCGGCGCCAACGUCAACACUGUGGAUACCAAGAGUCAGGUGUGCUCCAUCGUGUGGAGCACGCACUACAAGGAGCUGAUCUCGGGGCACGGCUACGCGCAGAACCAGCUGGUGAUCUGGAAGUACCCGCUGCUGUCGCGCGUGGCCGAGCUCACGGGCCACGUGGCGCGCGUGCUGCAUCUCGCGCUCAGCCCCGACGGCACCACCGUGCUCUCCGCCGGCGCCGACGAGACCCUCAGACUCUGGAAGUGCUUCAUGCUAGAUCCGUCCAAGAAAAAGGAACCCACAGAAACCAAAGCAGCUAAAUCUCUACUGAGCUUUAAUUCGCUUAUUAGAUAAUGAAGACUUAGCAUGUGAUCAUGUGCCAUCAAUCAGACUGCAUAGUAUUACGACUGAAUAUUGUGAUCUUCACAAUAAGAUAAAUACCAAACAUUAAUUGUUUCAUUAUUUUAUAUAUUCAACUAAUGUUGCUGAUUUUUUCUCAACUUUCGACAAAAUCACUGUGAUUUUUACUAUUCCUGUACAUUUUCUGCAUGUUUGUGAUGACCCUGUUAUUCUAUUAUAAUGACAUGACUUACUAUUUUGGACGUUGUUUGAUCAAUUUUAACAUCUUUAUAGAACAAAUAAGAAAAGUUGAGGUCGUAAAAUGUAGAAUCGCGAUCGUUUGUGCUUGUCCAAAAUCUUUCUCAAGCAUCUUAUCUCUCUAUUUUCUCAACCUUCAUUCUAUCUGUGUCGUCUUAAUUUUAUUUGAUAACACAUUUCAUUACCUCGGCUUCCUUGUUUAAGGCCUUUCUAGCUAUAUUAUGAUUCAAAUACUUUGUUAUGUACUAUUUCUACUAUUUUAAGUAUGAAUUGAUGUUGAAUUAAAUAAUUUAAUAUUGUGAUUUUUCUCGUGAAAUUGAAUAAAUAAUUUGAACUAUGUUUCAGUUUAAUUGUUAUUACUUAGUGCUCGAUAGUAGUAGUUAUGAAAGAAAAUAUUUAUUAGCUAUAGUCACAGAAGUGAUAUAAUAUAUAUAGCUUCUAACUAUAAUAUAGCAGAAGGAUAACAAUAAAAGAAGAUAUAUUUCAAAUUGUUUAUUUAAAAAAUAUUGCAACAAAAGGAAUGUAAAAAGACAGCAAAAUCAAAAGAUGUGUGCGCAAUAAGACGCGCGACAAGCGACAUUUAAUAAAACAAUUUCUAAAAAAAAAAGAAUAAAAA
This is a messenger RNA of Plodia interpunctella (Indianmeal moth), 2653 nucleotides long. RefSeq names its product fizzy (gene fzy). Gene Ontology annotation, cellular component: anaphase-promoting complex. NCBI's taxonomy places the organism in Eukaryota, Metazoa, Arthropoda, Insecta, Lepidoptera, Pyralidae. The record is from RefSeq and is a predicted model, not a curated record. Gene Ontology annotation, molecular function: anaphase-promoting complex binding; ubiquitin ligase activator activity; protein binding. Bases 181 to 1794 code for a protein of 537 amino acids. The transcript is spliced from 10 exons. Gene Ontology annotation, biological process: anaphase-promoting complex-dependent catabolic process; positive regulation of anaphase-promoting complex-dependent catabolic process; positive regulation of ubiquitin protein ligase activity.